GUGGGGCCGGUGCACGGUGGGUGCUUGCGGUGGGGCCGGAGCCGUGGGCUCGGGGCUGUCCCCGUCUCCGAGCCCCCGGCUUCGGCCCCCCAGCCUGUCUUGAUCCUGAUGGUGGAACGGAAACUCCUUGUUCUUUUUGGCAGCCAAACUGGGACAGCUGAAGACACAGCCGAGAGAAUUGGCAGAGAAGCCAAGCGACGCCACUUCCAGUGCAGAGUGGAGGCGCUGGACAGCUAUGAUGUGGCCAACCUCAUCAAUGAGCUGUUGGUGGUAUUUGUCUGUGCAACCACUGGCCAGGGUGACCCACCUGACAACAUGAAGAUGUUCUGGCGGUUUCUGUUCCGGAAGAACCUGCCACCUGGUUCCCUCUGCCAGCUGGACUACGCCGUGCUGGGCCUUGGCGACUCCUCCUACCCCAAGUUUAAUUUUGUUGCGAAGAAGCUGCACAAACGGGUGCUACAGCUUGGGGGCAACCCUUUGCUGCCAGUGGCAUUGGGAGACGACCAGCAUGACUUGGGGCCAGAUGCAGUGGUCGAUCCAUGGCUCCUGACCUUAUGGGACAAGAUCCUUGCCUUGUAUCCUCUCCCUCCUGGCCUUGAGAUCAUCAGUCCAGAUGUACGCCUGCCCCCAAAAUACACCCUGAACUACCUGGCUGAGGACUCCCUGCACCCUGAUGGUGGCCCGCCCCAGCCAACAGCAGCCAGGGCCGUUCCCUCCGAGCUGCAUCCCUUUGCUGCCCAGCUGGUGUCCAAUCAGCGGGUCACGGCAGAAUCCCAUUUCCAGGAUGUCCGGCUCAUCGAGUUCGAUGUCACAGGCUCAGGGAUCACGUUCAGUGCAGGGGACGUGGUGAUGAUCCAGCCCCAGAACUGCACCGAAGACGUGCAGCAGUUCUGCCAGCUCCUGCGCCUGGAUCCAGACAGACACUUUGUGCUGAAGCCCACGGAGCCUGACACAUCCCUCCCUGCCCUCUUGCCGCAGCCCUGCACCAUCCGGCACCUGGUCACGCACUACUUGGACAUCUCCUGCGUGCCGCGGCGCUCCUUCUUCAAGCUCUUGUCCUACUUCUCUAUGAAUGAGCUGGAGCGGGAGAAGCUGCAGGAGUUCAGCUCUGCGCAGGGCCAGGAAGAGCUCUACAGCUACUGCAACCGGCCCCGCAGGACCACGCUCGAGGCCCUCUGGGAUUUCCCUCACACCACGUGUGCCAUUCCACCCGAAUACCUGCUGGACCUCAUCCCGCGCAUCAGACCCCGUGCCUUCUCCAUCGCCUCCUCCAUGCUGGCUCACCCCGACCGCAUCCAGAUCCUCAUGGCAGUAGUGCGGUACAAGACGCGGCUCAGCAAACCCCGCCGUGGUCUCUGCUCUACCUGGUUGGCUUCUCUCAACCCAGAGCAAGGUGAUGUCCGGGUGCCUCUUUGGGUGAAGAAAGGAGGAAUGAAGUUCCCAACUGACCCUGACACCCCUGUGAUCAUGAUUGGCCCUGGCACAGGGGUGGCACCUUUCCGAGCAGCGAUACAGGAGCGGGUGGCACAAGGACGUAGAGGGAACUGCUUGUUCUUUGGCUGCCGCCAGAAAUCCAAGGACUUCUACUGCCAAGAAGAGUGGGAAUUGCUGGUGACAAAGGGCUUCCUGACACUCUUCACAGCCUUCUCCAGGGACCAGGAGGAGAAGGUUUAUGUUCAGCACCGCAUCCAGGAGAACCGAAGGCUGGUGUGGGAGCUGCUGAGCAGCAGGAACGCUCAUGUCUACCUGGCUGGGAAUGCCAAGCAGAUGCCAGCGGCGGUGGCUGAAGCCCUGCAGUUGGUGUUGCAGCUGGAAGGUGGCCUGUCACCCUCCGAAGCAGAGGAGCAUUUAACAGCCCUGGAACGGUCCCAGCGCUUCCAGUCUGAAACCUGGUCGUAAGCCUGGCUCCCUGCCUCCCCCUUCCUUGCAAACUGCCUGAAUAAAGGAGUCAGCAGAAUGA
Molecule: messenger RNA, 1960 nt
Organism: Athene cunicularia (burrowing owl)
Lineage: Eukaryota; Metazoa; Chordata; Aves; Strigiformes; Strigidae
Gene: NDOR1
Product: NADPH dependent diflavin oxidoreductase 1
Exons: 15
Coding region: 109-1899 (596 amino acids)
Cellular component (GO): cytosol
Molecular function (GO): FMN binding; NADPH-hemoprotein reductase activity; flavin adenine dinucleotide binding
Source: RefSeq, a predicted model, not a curated record